Molecule: messenger RNA, 4990 nt
Organism: Asparagus officinalis (garden asparagus)
Lineage: Eukaryota; Viridiplantae; Streptophyta; Magnoliopsida; Asparagales; Asparagaceae
Product: ABC transporter G family member 41-like
Exons: 22
Coding region: 1023-4886 (1287 amino acids)
Cellular component (GO): membrane
Molecular function (GO): ATP binding; ATP hydrolysis activity; ABC-type transporter activity
Source: RefSeq, a predicted model, not a curated record
ACAUACUGCAAAGGUAAAAGUCAACUAGAACAUUAUAAGCAUAUAGUAGGUUGAGAACUAAAAGUUCAGUAUGACAGUGGAUUAUAUAAGUGCAAAUUACGUUAUAUAGGCUUCUCAUUUAGUAAUCCAGAUCAACCCCUCGUUGGAGGUAUUAUAUUCCUGAUAAUUAAACCAGAUUUGCACUAGAUUCCAGUUGUAGGCUAAGUUUACCACAGAGUAUCCAAAAGAUAAACAUCAGAUAAGGACAGGAAAGUAAGACAUUGAAAGAAAGAACCUAGGGUCCGAUAAAGCUCCAAAUACAAACAACUUAUCAUAAUCUACUCUGUUUUUUCGUACAUUUAGCCUGGCAGAAAAAAUAGUGCAUAACUCCAUAUAUACAAGUAUGAAACUUAAAACGUGGACACGUCUAAUAAUUCUAAAUCGUGCAGCAAAAAAGUACAGUUUCAUGCAAAAAUUACCCUUCUGAUGGGUUUAAUCUAUGUAAAUAUGGUGUUGGAUAUGGCUUUGCAUUGACAAAGAGGGAUUUUUGCAGAGUAAAUGUGAAACUUCCCACCAUUGAAGUUAGAUACAAGAAUUUGUCAGUGGAAGCAGAAUGUAAAGUAGUAAAAGGGAAGGCUUUGCCCACUUUAUGGAAUGCUGCCAAAGGCAUUUUUCAGGUGAGAUAUGUGCUUAUAAUCCAGCUUCUAUUGAUCUGGUGUUUCUUUUUCUGUUUCUGAGGACUUGCCUUUAGAGUGUCCUUACAUUUCAUUAUGAAGAGUCUUGUCCACAAGACAAUAAACUUACAGAUUAAUCAGCAUGGCCUAUUGACACUUGAACAAGCUAUGGGUUCCAUUGAAUACUAAAACAUUGAAAGAAAUGACCUCCUAAACAGGUUUGCUCAGAUUUCAUCUACAUUCCAUACACCACAGUGAAUUUACAGGAUACUUAUAUUGUGUAUAUAAACCAAAAAUCAAGCACAGCAAUCUUAGCAUUAGUUAAGCAUUUGGUUGAUUAUUUUCAAAAAAAUUCUUAUAAUAAUUCUCAUGUUAUUGGAACAGGGUCUUGCAAAGGUCCCCGGUUUGAAGGCAAAAGAAGCAAAGAUAAGCAUCCUAAAUGACAUCAGUGGCAUUAUCAAGCCUUCCAGGAUGACUCUCUUACUCGGACCUCCAGGGUGUGGAAAGACUACUUUAUUGCGAGCACUGGCAGGACAGUUAGACAAGUCACUCAAGGUUGCAGGAGAAAUUUCAUAUAAUGGCUUCAGAGUAAAGGAGUUUGUCCAAGAGAAAACAGCAGCUUACGUGAGCCAAUAUGAUCUGCAUAUUCCUGAGAUGACUGUACGGGAGACUUUGGAUUUUUCAGCACGCUUUCAAGGUGUUGGAAGCAGGCAAGAAAUUAUGGAGGAAGUUAGUAAAAGGGAGAAGCAGGCUGGAAUUAUCCCUGAGUCCGACAUAGAUACAUACAUGAAGGCAAUUUCUGUGGAGGGAUUAGAAAGAAGUCUCCAAACAGACUACAUAUUAAAGAUCAUGGGACUGGACAUCUGUUCAGAUACGAUGAUUGGAGAUGUCAUGAGAAGAGGAAUCUCAGGUGGCCAAAAGAAAAGAUUGACUACAGCCGAGAUCAUUGUUGGACCGACAAAAGCUCUAUUUAUGGAUGAAAUAUCAACCGGACUAGACAGCUCUACGACAUUCCAAAUCAUUUCUUGUUUUCAACAAUUGGCUCAUAUCACAGAGACUACUAUUGUCGUUUCACUUCUCCAGCCUGCACCUGAAACUUAUGAUCUCUUUGAUGACAUCAUAUUAAUGGCAAAAGGAAAGAUUGUAUAUCAUGGCCCUCGCAAUCAUAUUCUUAAUUUUUUUGAAGAAUGUGGAUUCAAAUGUCCAGAGAGGAAAGAGGAAGCUGAAUUUUUGCAGGAGGUAUUGUCCAGAAAAGAUCAAGAACAGUACUGGUCUCGUACGUACGAAGAAUACCAUUAUGUUUCGGUAGGUCACCUCUGCAAAAAGUUCAACGCUUAUGAUGUUGGACAGAGACUUGAAGAGGAGCUAUCAAAGCCUUACGACAAAUCCCAGUGCCAUAAAAAUGCUUUAUCUUUCAAUGCUUAUUCAUUACCAAAGUGGGAACUGUUUAAAGCUUGCAUGGUGAGGGAAUUGCUUCUGAUGAAGAGGAAUUCUUUCGUUUACAUAUUCAAAUCAACUCAGCUUGGGAUUACUGCAAUCAUCACAAUGACCAUUUUCCUGUGUACACGCCUCGGAGUUGAUGUUUUUCAUGCUAAUAGCUACCUCGGAGCAUUGUUUUACACACUAAUAAUCCAUAUGGUCAAUGGAUUUCCAGAGUUGGCUAUGACGAUCACUAGGCUUCCUGUGUUCUAUAAACAGAGAGAUUUUUACUUCUACCCUGCGUGGGCUUACGCAAUUCCUGCUUUCCUAUUAAAAAUCCCUAUUUCUUUGAUAGAAUCUCUACUAUGGACGUCUAUUACUUAUUACGGAAUUGGAUACAGCCCAGAGGCAGUAAGGUUCUUCCGCCAGUUUCUUCUGCUUCUCAUCUUGCACCAGGUGUCACUUUCCUUGUUUCGUUUCCUUGCCUCAUAUUUCCAGACACCAGUGGCUUCUACAGUGAGCGGUACCUUGACUUUUCUAGUACUCCUGGUAUUUGGCGGCUUUAUUCUACCAUAUCACUCUAUGCCUAGCUGGUUAAAGUGGGGAUUUUGGUGUUCCCCAUUAACAUAUGCAGAGAUAGGCUUGGCAGUAAAUGAAUUCCUUGCACCGCGGUGGGAAAAGAUUACAUCAGCAAAUACAACUAUAGGACAGCAAGUUCUGACAAGCCGUGGACUGAACUUUAAUGGCUACUUUUACUGGAUAUCAGUGGGUGCCUUGGUCGGAUACGUUUUGCUCCUUAAUGUGGCAUUCUCUUUGGCAAUAACUCUCAGAAAACAACCUGGUGUAUCUCAAGCAAUUAUAUCCCAAGAAAAACUUUACCAAAUAAAGGGAGAAGAAGACACUAAGGACGAAAGGAAACUACAUGAUACUUCACCAAGUAUAUCUCCUAGGACUGCCACAGAACAUAAGAGAACAGGAAGGAUGGUUUUACCAUUCAUUCCCCUCACAGUAGCAUUUCAGGACGUGAAGUACUAUGUUGACACUCCUCUGGAAAUGAGAGAACAAGGCUAUACGGAGAAACAGCUACAACUUCUCCACAAUAUUACCGGCACAUUCCGUCCUGGAAUUCUUACAGCGCUUAUGGGUGUUAGUGGUGCAGGGAAGACCACGUUAUUGGAUGUUCUUGCAGGAAGAAAAACAGGGGGUACAAUCGAAGGGGACAUAAGAAUUGGAGGAUAUCCUAAGGUACAACAAACAUUUGCUAGGAUAUCAGGUUAUUGUGAGCAGAACGACAUACACUCUCCACAUAUUACUGUAGAAGAGUCAGUAAUAUAUUCAGCCUGGCUGAGGCUACCAUCUCAAGUUGAUCCAACCACUAGAUCUGAGUUCAUAAAUGAAGUGCUUGAAAUAAUUGAGCUUGAUGGCAUCAAAGCCUCCUUAGUUGGAAUACCUGGGGUCAGCGGAUUAUCUACUGAGCAGAGGAAACGACUGACUAUUGCUGUAGAACUUGUUGCAAAUCCAUCUAUUAUAUUCAUGGACGAACCCACAUCAGGUUUAGAUGCUAGAGCAGCUGCAAUAGUAAUGCGUGCAGUGAAAAACGUUGUUGGGACAGGACGAACAGUGGUCUGCACCAUUCACCAACCUAGUACUGAUAUUUUUGAGGCAUUUGAUGAGCUAAUUUUAAUGAAAAGGGGAGGUGAACUGAUAUAUGUUGGGCAGUUAGGUCAGCAUUCAUGUGAAGUUAUUGAAUAUUUUGAGGGCAUUACUGGGAUACCAAGGAUAAAGAAAAAUUAUAAUCCAGCAACAUGGAUGUUGGACGUUACCUCUACAUCUGUUGAAGCGCAACUUAAUGUAGAUUUUGCACAAAUAUACAGACAGUCGCCACUAUACAGGAAUAAUCAAGAGCUCGUCAGACAAGUUAGCAAACCACCACCAGAUUCAAGUGAUUUACACUUUCCCACUCGUUUUCCACAAAAUGGAUGGGUGCAGUUCAAAGCUUGCCUGUGGAAACAGUACCUGUCAUACUGGAGAAGUCCUUCAUAUAACUUGACGCGCAUGAUAUUUGUAAUUAUCUCCUCAACUGUAUUUGCAGUUCUGUUCUGGAAGCAUGGGAAGACACUAAACAACCAGCAAGAUCUGUUCAACAUGCUGGGGUUAAUGUACGUUGUCACGAACUUCUUCGGCAUAAACAACGCAUCCUCAGUUUUGACAUUCGUAGCAACUGAACGAACUGUUCUAUACCGUGAGAAAUAUGCAGGAAUGUACUCUCCAUGGGCCUACUCAUUAGCACAGAUGGUAAUUGAGAUUCCUUAUGUAUUCAUCCAAGUAGGAUUAUUUAUCGUCAUCACAUAUCCAACAAUUGGCUAUUAUUGGUCAGCUCAAAAGUUCUUAUGGUUCUUCUUCACCAUGUUCUGCACAUUGCUCACUUAUGUUUACCUAGGAAUGUUGAUUGUUUCAUUGACCCCCAAUGUUCAAGUGGCUUCCAUACUGCAAUCUCCCUGCUAUGGCAUUCUAAAUCUCUUCUCUGGCUUCAUCAUACCAGGCCCACAAAUCCCGAAGUGGUGGAUCUGGCUUUAUUAUAUCAGUCCCAUGUCAUGGACCCUAAACAGCCUGUUUACUACACAAUAUGGAGACAUAGACAAGGAGAUCAUGGUGUUCGGAGAAACAAAACUAAUUUCCUCCUUUAUAAAGGACUACUUCGGAUACCACCAUGACCGUCUGGGAGUUGUGGCUGUUGUUCUCAUUGCCUAUCCUCUCAUCUUAGGUUCUCUCUUUGCAUUUUGUAUAGAAAAGCUAAAUUUUCAAAGACGAUGAGAAUGAUGUUCAUGUACUACUAUCAAAAAAAUAUUAAUGUGUUACUAUUACUAGUUGUAAAUGCAAAACUUCAUACCAAAUUGCAUGUUCAAGUUCUCAUGACG